AUGCUGGACGACUACAACAAUCUCAUGCCAACCAAGAUGAACAUCGUCUUCUUCCGCGAUGCAUGCAUGCAUCUGGCGAGGGCAACAAGAACCAUCCGACAGCCUCGUGGAAACUUGCUGAUGGUCGGAGUGAGCGGCGUUGGGCGGAAGUCCAUAGCUCGCAUUGCUGCUCACAUGGCAGACUUCCAGUGUUUCUCCAUUGAGAUUACACGGACGUAUGGUGCCAACGAUUUCAAGGAAGACUUGAAGAACAUCAUGAACGGCGUUGCGAAAGGAGGAGGCAAGGGUGUUGUCUUCCUCUUCUCGGACACACAGAUUGUCAAGGAGUCCUUCUUGGAAGACAUCAACAACAUCUUGAACACUGGUGAGGUGCCGAACCUCUUUGCACCCGAUGAGCUGGAGGGUGUGAUUGGUCUGAUGCGGCCUUUGGCCAAGGCCGCAGGGAAGCCAGAGACUCGAGAUGCAAUUUGGCAGUAUUUUGUGCAGGUUAUUCGGGAGAACAUGCACAUCGUCUUGGCUUUCUCUCCGAUUGGUGAAGGCUUCCGAGCCCGAUGCCGACAAUUUCCAUCCAUCAUCAACUGUGCAACGAUCGACUGGUUCAGUCCAUGGCCUGCUGAUGCAUUGUAUUCCGUGGCCGUUCGCUACUAUUCGCAAGCUCCGAAAGAGCUGGGCCUGGAGUCCCUGGUGGACCAGCUCUCGAAAGUCUCGCAGUACAUGCACAGCACUUCGAAAGAUGCCGCGGAGGACUUCUUCGACAGCCUGCGAAGAAGAACAUACAUGACUCCGACUUCCUACUUGGAGCUCAUUGGCCUCUUCACAGACCUGGUGGGCAAGAAGCGUGGGGAGCUGACCACGAAGCUGGAGCGCUACACCAUUGGUUCCAAGACGCUGAACGAGACCAAGUCUGUCGUCGACGAUCUGAAGGCAUCCUUGGCCAAGAUGCAGCCCACGAUCGAGCAGGCGAAGAAAGAUACCGCAGAGCUCAUGGUGAAGGUUCAAGCAGAUCAGGCAAUUGCAAAAGAGAAGAGCGAGGCAUGUGCCGUUGACGAGAAAGCCGCCUCGGAAGCUGCAGCAGAGGCCAAUGGCAUAAAGGCAGACUGCCAGAAAGACCUCGACGAGGCAUUGCCCGAGUAUUAUGCGGCAAUCAAAUCGCUCGAUUCCCUCGACAAAAAGGACAUUCAAGAGGUCAAGUCGUUUGCCAAGCCUCCGCCUCUAGUAGAGGUCGUUUUGAGCGCGGUGUGUCUGUUGUUUGGCCAGAAAGAAAGCUGGGACGAAGCCAAGAAGCUCAUGAACGACACGAAGUUCCUGGACAAUCUUAAGACCUACGACAAGGAUGCAUUGGCCAACAACGCCAAGUUGACCCAAAAGUUGCAGAAGUACAUCAAGAGGGAAGACUUCGUGGCCGAAAAGGUGAAAAGUGUGUCUUCUGCCGCCAUGUCGCUCUGCAUGUGGGUGCGGGCUAUGGACGUCUAUGGGCGCGUCUCUCGGGAAAUCGAGCCGAAGAAGGCGAAGCUAAAGGUCGCAGAAGACUCACUGGCAGCUGCUGAAGAGAAGCUGGCCAUCAAGAAGAUGAGGGUGCCGGAGAACCCGUUGGCCCAUGCUCCUGCAGCGUGCAAUGCGGCUCAAGAGCAGAUGCCUAUCCCUCCGUUGAUCCGUGCGACUUGGAAGUCCUUGGCUGUGGUUCUCGUGACUCAAUGCCAGUUAUCUCUGGCCUUAGCAGAUCAAAAGGAGAUCUUUGAUGUCAUAGUGGUUGGGGCCGGCCCAGCAGGCCUUUCGACGGUGAGGCAUCUGCUGCAAGCGAAUGUUUCGUCGGUUCUGUUGCUCGACAAGUCAGAAAGAAUUGGCGGGCGCAGCCGAACGCUGAAAUACGGUCGAUACGGGGUGGAUCUAGGUCCAGCAUGGAUCCAUUACGGCACAGCAAACCCGCUUACGCACUUAGCCACGCAAGGCAACUGCAGCAUGGUGCGGACGCGAAACCUGAACAUGAACGUUUACCACGCUGGGAAAGAAGUACCUCAAACCGUCGUAGCAGAGAUGUUUGGCCUGCUGGACGACAUCGAAGCUGGGUACAAUCAGUGGAAGAGUGUUGGGAGAAAGGAUGAGAGUCUCCUGCAUGUCUUUGAACGCAUCUUCGAGCAGAAAUCACUUGAGCUUUCACCUGAGCAAGAAGCUGCGUUUGCGGCCAUCCUUUUCGGAGAGAUCGUUGAAGACUGGACUGCUCCUCUGCACGAGCUUUCAGCUGGGAGGCACUGCGAGUAUGACAGCGUUGAUGGAGUUGGGAGCGACUGGCGAGUUGUGGAGGGGAUGGAGUGCAUCGUUCAGCAGAUCCUAGAUCCAAACUUCCAGAACAUGAGAAUGAAUCAUCAUGUGAAGUCAGUGCGGUUCGACUCAGACUCGGAGCUGGUCCAUGUUCAAGGUGACGGCUUCAAGGACUUCUUGGGGCGGGUUGCGGUCUUCGGGGUGCCUUUAGGAGAUUUGCGGGAGGGUCUAGUCGAAGUCGAGCCGCUGCCUGACUGGAAGAGGAAGGCUUGGAGAGAGCUGGGUUUGGGUCGUGCUAUCCGAGUGGCAUUGGAGUUCGAGAGGCACUUUUGGCCUUCUGAUGUGGAGUUCUUCAUGGACUUCGUUACAAAUUGCACCAGCAACUUUCUCCAAGACGUGGACUUGUGUUCAAUUGAGUUCACUGCGCCCGUCUCCGGCACGUAUCCACCUGCCCUCGUUGCCGAAGCAGAUGGGCGCUUGGCCGAAUGGCUUAGCAGUCAAUCCAACGAUGCCGUGGUGCAAUUCCUGCUGGGCCGCUUGCAGGAGAUGUUUGGGAACUUGCCAGAGCUGAAGGGCUCCCAUGUCCUGCGGCCUUGGGGCCUUCCAUUCUGGCAGAAGGGCUCAAGUGGCAGGCCAGCUGCUCGCCGGGCAGGGGAGCCCAUCAUGAAAAGGCUCUUCUUUGCAGGCGACUACGUGUCUCACAACGUCGGAACCGUUACCGGGGCGUUCCUAUCUGGAAUCGCAGCCGCUCACAGAGUUUCCUGUGAGCUGGGAGCUGGAGGAGUGAGAUUUGAAGAGCUUCCCACAAUUACUCCCAUGAUCCAGAAGGCGUGUGCGGAGAAGACGCUCCUCCGUGGACGCUGCAACGUAAGCCUCUGGGACAUCCUGUAUUCUUGCUCGGCUUUGCGCAGCUUGGAUGACGAGUCUGGAAGGACCUGCUUCGUUCAGGGCCAUGAUCGGUGGCGGGAGGAGUCUGUGUUAAAGGACUGGUACAGCAGUGCAUGGAAAUCUGCUCAAAGACUCUUCGAGCAUGUGCGAACUAUGUUCAAACUGGCUCACAUCGAGGCCCCGGCAGACCAGCUUCGGUGGACCUGUGGGCGCGACUCUGCGGCCGCCUGUUUGGCUGGUUCGUCGCAGCGCGAGAGCUUCACUCGACCGAGACUGCCUGCAAGGGCUGAGUUGAAGCUGGUGAUGGACAACGUAGCCUCCCUGGAGGCCCAGCUUGCUGCUGCCCAGCGCAAGGCUGCCCAACUGGAGGCGGAUGCAGAGGAUUGCGUGAUCAAGCUAGACCGUGCCGAAAAGCUGCUUGCUGGUCUGGGGAAUGAGAGUGUACGGUGGAACGCUGCCAGUGAGGUGUUGGAGAAGAACCUGAAGUUUGUGAUUGGAAACAUUGUCCUUGCAGGUGGCUUCAUUGCGUACACAGGGCCUUUUACCGCAGAAUUUCGCCGCAGUUUAGUGGCCAAGUGGAAGCAGCAGGCAGAUGGUGUAGGUCUCCUUUGCGAUCCCAACUGGAAGGCCGCAGAUGUUCUGGUCGACCCCGCAGAGGUUCGCAUGUGGAACAUCCAAAGUCUCCCCUCGGACGAUCUGUCGGUGGAGAACGGUCUGAUGGUGACUCGCGGAAGACGGUGGCCCCUCAUGGUGGACCCGCAGGGUCAAGCCAACCGUUGGGUUCGCAACAUGGGGAAGGAGAACAAUAUCAUUAUCACAAAGCUCUCCGAUGGCACGUAUCUACGCAAGCUAGAAUCGUGCAUACGCAACGGCCACUCCAUCCUCAUCGAAAAUGUUGAAGAGGUAUUGGACCCUGCACUCGAGCCUGUGCUGACGAAAGCACUUUUCAAGAGAGGGGGGCAGCUGUUGCUUCGUUUGGGAACCGAAGAUGUGCCAUACGACGAGAAUUUUGCCUUCUAUGUCACGACUAAGAUGGCAAAUCCUCACUACUUGCCCGAGGUUUGCAUCAAGGUCACCGUCAUCAACUUCACCGUCACUCUUCUGGGCCUAGAGGAGCAGCUCGUGGCCGAAGUCGUCGGAAAUGAGCGGCCGGACUUGGCGCAACAGCGCCAAGAGCUUGUCGUGCAAAUUGCAGCCGACAAGAAAACCCAGGACGAUCUGGAGCAGCUCAUCCUCAAACUACUGGCCGAGGCUGGCGGCGAUGUUUUGAAGGAUGACACCCUGAUCGUCACCUUGGACCAGUCAAAGCGAACUGGACUGGAAUGCCAAGAACGGAUGCAAGUGGCCGACAAGGCGAUGACGGAAAUCGAUGCAGUUCGGGAGAAGCUGAGACCAGUUGCGACAAGGGCAUCGAUUCUCUACUUCGCGGUCGCCGACUUGGCGAACAUCGAUCCCAUGUAUCAGUACAGUCUCGAGUUCUUCGUCCUCCUUUUCCAGGGCAGGCUGCGUGAUGCCGAACAGUCUGAGGACAUCAACAAACGCAUCGACAUCCUUGUGGACGACUUCACGAGGUUCAUCUUCUUGAACAUCUGCCGUGGCUUAUUCGAGGACCACAAAUUGCUCUUCUCCUUCCUCAUCACCGUUCAGAUCCUCAGAAACGAGGUUCACUCGAAGUUCCUCAACAAGACCACCAUCAAGCCAACAGAGUGGCUCUUCUUCUUGCGCAACGCCGAAGCAGGUAAAGGCGUUUUAGAAGACGGUGAGAUCAGCGUGGCUUGUCCUGCCUGGGUGGACAAAACGGCUUGGGUGAAGUUGGACGUACUGGAGCGACUGACGGCACACAACGGCGAGAUGCAGUUCGUGGGUCUCAAAGAGGCAAUCGCAAAAGACAGCGGCUGGGAGGCUUUCUGUCGAAGUGACGACAUGUACCAGCAACCUAUGCCGAAGCCUUGGGACACGAAGCUUACUGCAUUCCAGCAAGCUUUGGUCAUCAAGAGCAUGCGAGAGAACUUCUUGAAUUUCGUGGCUCGGAAUGUUGUCUUCCAUGAACUGGGCCAACUCUUCAUCGAGUCACCGCCCUUCAACUUGGCGAGUUGCUACGCAGAUUCGGUGGCCACAAUGCCCUUGAUCUUCGUCCUUUCUGCCGGUGCUGAUCCCACCGAGUACUUGCUGACCCUGGCCGCCGAGAAGGGAUACACCGAAAAGUUGCAUUUCAUCUCCUUGGGCCAGGGACAGGGACCCAAAGCCGAAGCUUUGAUCAAGCUAGGAUGGGACACGGGAGACUGGGUCUGCCUCCAGAACUGUCACCUUGCAGACAGCUGGAUGCCAAGGCUGGAAGCAAUCCAAGAGUCACAAGUGCCAGACAAGAUCAAUCCCGACUACAGGCUGUGGCUGACGAGCAUGCCAUCUCCCAAAUUCCCUGUUCCGGUCUUGCAAAGUGGCAUCAAGAUCACGAAUGAGCCUCCAAAGGGUUUGCGGGCCAACUUGGGUCGUACCUACCAAGACAUUGGCGAGGAUGUCUUUGAAAGCUGCCCUUCCAAGCCAGCCGAGUUCAAGAAGCUUCUGUUUGGGCUUGCUUUCUUCCAUGCAGUCAUUCUUGAACGUCGAAAGUUCGGCCCGAUUGGUUGGAACAUUCCCUAUGAAUGGAUGGACUCGGACUUUCAGGUUUCUCGAGAGCAGGUCCGCAUGUACCUGGUGUCCCAGCCGGACGUUCCAUGGAUCACGCUGCGGUACAUCAUUGCGGAGGUGAACUAUGGAGGGCGAGUAACUGACGACAAGGACGUGAGGCUCAUCUCUGCAGUGCUCAAGGGCUACUUCAGCGAGAGGAUUCUGGAGAAAGGCUUCAAGUUUGCAAACCUCCAAGCAUAUUGGAUUCCUGAAGAGGGAAGCCUCCAGGAAACCAGAGACUAUCUCAAGUCAUUGCCUAUGGAUGAGGACCCCCGCAUUUUCGGGCUGCACCCAAAUGCGCUCAUCACAGCCCAGUUCAACCAGGCCAAGAAGUUCCUUGAUACAGUUGUCAGCGUUCAGCCUCGCAUCUCCUCGGGCGGCGGUGGCAAGAAGCCAGAAGAAAUUGUUGCGGAUAUGGCGCAGGAGUUCUUGCAGCGAAUUCCGGAUGCGGUGAAGAGCAAGAUGGCCCACGCUGAAACCUACAAAAAGACUCCUCAAGGCGGGAUCGUUUCCGUUGGCGUCUUCCACAGCCAGGAAUAUGCGCGCAUCGAGAAGCUCAUUAAGGUGGUGAAGUCCAGCCUGGUCAUGCUCGGCAAGGCCAUCAAGGGUACGGUGCUCAUGUCGGCGGAGCUGGAGGGAAUGUUCAACGCCUUCCAGGAGCAGAAGGUCCCGGGCAAUUGGGGAAAGGUUGCAUAUCCCUGCCUGAAGCCGCUGAACUCCUGGGUGGUAGACUUCAUUGCCCGCAUCGGCUUCUUGGUGAAGUGGCUGGUCGAAGGGCCGCCUUUGAGCUACUGGAUUUCCUGCUUCUUCUUUCCGCAGGGCUUCAUGACAGCGGCCCUCCAGCUGCACGCGAGGAAGACGAAGAUUCCCAUCGACACCCUCGAGUUUUUUUCUGAAGUCACUUCCGUGCAGGACAGCACAACAUUGCAAGCACCACCCCCGAACGGCGUCAACAUUCACGGGCUCUUCCUUCAAGGAUGUGGCUGGGACAUGUCCAAGGGCUUGUUGAAAGAGUCCGACAAGGACGUCGUGUUCGUUGAGAUGCCAGUCAUUCACCUAGAGCCACUGGCGAUCACAGACAGCUCCAAGCGAGUGAUCGACGGAAAUCUGUACAUGUGCCCGAUCUACAAAACAUCCGAGCGCAAGGGGACACUGUCCACCACCGGCCAUUCGACCAACUUUGUGAAGUUUUUCCCGUUGAGCCAAGACGAGGCAGAUACUGCCCACUGGAUUGCACGAGGAGUAGCAAUGCUUUGCAUGCUGGACGACUGA
Molecule: messenger RNA, 7086 nt
Organism: Symbiodinium sp. CCMP2592
Lineage: Eukaryota; Dinophyceae; Suessiales; Symbiodiniaceae
Source: the annotation of a GenBank genome assembly